This is a messenger RNA of Fusarium redolens, 183 nucleotides long. RefSeq lists its product as uncharacterized. NCBI's taxonomy places the organism in Eukaryota, Fungi, Ascomycota, Sordariomycetes, Hypocreales, Nectriaceae. The transcript has a single exon. The record is from RefSeq and is a predicted model, not a curated record. The annotation marks the transcript as partial.
GAAUUUUUAGAGAAGUUCACGAUCCCCUUCAAAGCUCCGCUCGACAAUGACGAUGCUGCUAUUUCUGGCCUCAAGAUCGAAUACAUAAGAGUUCCUAUUUGGCCAAUUCUAGCUCUGCGAGAGAGACUUACCGAGGCGUUGGGUCAAGACGUUGUCGGAGCUUUCAAACCAGACGAAAUAUAA